Rhincodon typus (whale shark) is the source of this 3246-nucleotide messenger RNA. Its product is annotated as guanine deaminase. NCBI's taxonomy places the organism in Eukaryota, Metazoa, Chordata, Chondrichthyes, Orectolobiformes, Rhincodontidae. The transcript is spliced from 10 exons. Gene Ontology annotation, cellular component: cytosol. Gene Ontology annotation, biological process: guanine metabolic process. Gene Ontology annotation, molecular function: guanine deaminase activity; zinc ion binding. The coding region runs from base 5 to 877 and encodes 290 amino acids. The record is from RefSeq and is a predicted model, not a curated record.
UAAAAUGGGCCAGCGUGCUUUUGUAGGUAAAGUUUGUAUGGAUCUUAAUAACUUGUUUCCUACGUACAAGGAACAGCUAUGCGAAUCUGUGUGUGAGACAAGAAGAUUUGUUACUGAACUAACUGGACGGAUGUACCCUCUGGUAAAACCCAUUGUGACUCCUCGUUUUGUGCCUAGCUGCUCUUCUGAACUAAUGCAACAGUUGGGGUCAUAUGCAAACAGUGAGGGUUUGCAUAUUCAGAGUCACAUAAGUGAGUCCCGUGCCGAAGUGGAGCUUGUGAAGAGCUUGUUCCCAGACUGCAAGAAUUACACUGAUCUUUACGACAGACACAGCCUCUUAACUGAUAAGACAAUCAUGGCACAUGGAGUGUACCUGUCCAAUGAAGAGCUGAAAGUCUUCCAACAAAAAGGAGCAGCCAUUUCACACUGUCCAAAUUCAAACAUCUCACUUAGCAGUGGCUUAUUUGAUGUCCGAAAUGCUUUGAAUCACAAUGUAAAAGUAGGACUAGGAACUGAUGUUUCAGGUGGCUACUCUCCGUCUAUACUUAAUGCAAUGCGAACUGCAAUUGAUACGAUCAAAAUUCAUAGCUUUCAAACUUCCAAUUAUGAAAGGCUUUCAUACCAGGAAAUAUUUAAGCUCGCUACUCUUGGUGGAUGUCAAGCUUUGGGCCUUGAUAACGUGACUGGAAACUUUGAGGUAGGGAAGGACUUCGACGCUAUCCUUGUCAACACCAAUGUCCCAAAUAGUCCUUUUGAUAUAUUCCCUGAUGACACGCAGGAGGAUAUUUUCCAGAAGUUCUUGAACUUAGGAGAUGACCGGAACAUGGUGGAAGUAUAUGUGGCUGGCAAGAAAGUGGUGCCUUUCCCAAAUGCCUAGAACAAUAAUAGUACCUAAAUCUGGGGCAGAAACACUCAGUGAAUGCAUAAUAUUUUUAAUCACAGCAAACAUCUAUUAUAAAAGGGUUAUCAUUGCUGCUUACUGCCUCAGUUAUGAUUUUUGCUUCAUCAGCUGCUUUUUCGUAGUUAGGGUAGGGCUAUACAUGGUAAAUCCCAUCACUUGACCUCAGUGCAGAGUGCCACCCAAUGAUUGAUACAUUUGCAAUUUGGGUUUUUGAAAGUCAGUGAACUUGUAUAUGUUGUCAUCCAUUUACUUGUAAAAUCCAUCCGUAUAUUUCUCAAGAGCUAUUUUUCCCUCUUUGCCACUUAAUUUGGGUUUCUCUGGACGUACCAUGCCCAUAAGUACCAUCCAGUAUUACCUUAUGAAACCAAGCACUGGGCAGCAUUAAAGAUACGUCAAUCCUGGACGAAUCCUUUUCCCAGUACAGACACAUAUUCCAGUCAAGGUUAACAAAAGGUCGAUCAAGCAUCAGAGGAGUUGGACCUCCCUAAUCCAGGGCAGCUGAGUAACAUUGGCUUUCAAGAGCUGCCUCAGAACAGGUGAAGAAAGCUCAAACAUUCAUACAUUCAUAGAAUGAUGCAGCACAAAAGAAGCCAUUUGGGCCAUCAGACUGUGCUGACACUAUGAGAAAGCUAUCCAAUUAGCCCCAGUUUCCUUGUCCCUUCCUGAUAUUUCCCCUUCCAAUAUUUAUUCAAUUUUUCCCCUCAUAACAUUAUUAUUGCUGCUGCUUCCACUGGCCUUUCAAGCAGCACAUUGCAGGUCGUACACAAAUCCCUGUGUGAACAAAAUUCUCUUCAUCUCCCGUCUGGAUAUUUUUGCCAUUUAAAUUUGUGUCCUCUGGUCACCAAAAACCUUCCAGUGGAAACAAUUUCUCCUUAUUUUCUCUAUUAGCCUUCACGUGUUUGAACACUGCCAUUAAAUCUUCACUUGCUCUUCUCUGUAUUGGAGAGAGUAAUUCAAAAUUCUCUAAUCUCUCCUGCAGCAGAAGUCCCUCUUCCCUGGUCCCAUUAUAGUAAAUUUGCAUCAUUUCCAAGGCUAAGCCCAGAUUUAGAUGCAAAGGUCCAGCUGAGGCCUGACCAGCGAUUUAUAUUUAAAUGCUACCUCCAUUUCCAUGGUCUAUGUCUCUGUUCAUGGGAAAAUUAUAGAUGGAAUGUAAGUGUUUACCUAAUGGCUUUUUGUGGGUUAAUGGGCUGUGGCUAUAUUCCUGUGCCACACAAACUACAAGGACCCAGUACAGGAAUGGGAAACAGUGCAGAUUAAAUAAGAAUUAACAGUAACCUGUCCAGAAAUAAGCCAAGAUUAGGAUAUGCACUAAUAUUUCUUCACUAAAGUACCAGCAUCCUUGGCAUGGUGCAACAAAUAGUUUAGGGAGUUGGGAAGAGAUUAGGAAAAUGCGCUUAGACCCUUAGAUAACAAGGUGUAGAGCUGGAUGAACACAGCAGGCCAAGCAGCAUCAGAGGAACAGGAAGGCUGACGUUUCGGGCCUAGACCCUUCUUCAGCCCUUGUUCAGCUACUGGCAAUGAAUACACUCACAGGUCUUGAAUAUAGUUAACAUGUAACAUGUAAUGGGAAAAGUUGUGAAUGUGAAUGGUUAUGCCAUUCUUUUCUUUAUCACACAUUUUUAAACAAUGUGAAAAAUCACACUCAUGCCCAAUUCUGAUAUAAGGUUUUGGAGUCAAUGAAUAGAUGAGUAAUUUACACUUGCAUAUGUAUGCAUGUUAAAUACCCCAGAUGUGCCCAAUCUGCAGUUGUUUUUAAUUCAUUCACAGGAUCUGUGCAUUACUGGCCAGGCCAGCAUUCAUUGCCCAUCCCUAAUUGCCUGGUUGACAGUCAACCACAUUGCUGUGUGUCUGGAGUCACACAUAGGCCAGACCAGGUAAGGAAAGCAAUUUCCUUCCCUAAAGGACAUCAGUGAACCAGAUGGGUUUUUCCUGACAAUCUGCAAUGCAUUCAUGGUCAUCAUUAGACUUUUAAUCCAGAUUUUUAUUGAAUUCAAAUUCCACCAUCUGCCGUGGCAGGAUUUGAACCCAGGUUCCCAGAACACUACCUGAAUCUCCAGAUUACUAGUUUAGUGAUAUUACCAUUAAGCCAUCAUCCCCUCUUAAAUGUUGAAAUAAUGAGUAUUCUAUUUUUUUCUAUAUUACAGAAUUUUAGAUUAUUUAUAUGCUGUCUUGUAUCAAUUAAAUAUAGAUAAAUUUUACAAAUAUAAAUUGCUAUCUAAAUAAAUAUUGCUAUAUUUUGCACUGAAAGCUAUCUGACUAUAGAAAUAAAUUGCAAAAUUGUUAGCAUAUUCAGUAAUGAAUUGUUGACUGAGGCCUCAAAAAUAAAUCUGUUUUCAGCCCAAUCA